Molecule: messenger RNA, 690 nt
Organism: Pteropus alecto (black flying fox)
Lineage: Eukaryota; Metazoa; Chordata; Mammalia; Chiroptera; Pteropodidae
Gene: LYPD8
Product: LY6/PLAUR domain containing 8
Exons: 4
Coding region: 1-690 (229 amino acids)
Biological process (GO): defense response to Gram-negative bacterium
Source: RefSeq, a predicted model, not a curated record
AUGAAAGGCAUCCUCCUGGCUGGUGUCCUGGCAGCACUCACAGUGGUGUCUGCAGAAGGUCUGAGCUGUGUGCAGUGUAACUCCCUGGAGAACUCCUGUGCCAACCACAACGUCACUGAGUGUCCCUUAAAUGCCAGCGUCAGCUGUAGCAGUUUCCUGAUUAACGCAUCACUGGGCAAGGUGUACCAGGACAAGUCCUGCUCCGCGUACAACUGCAGUGAUGGGCUGGUGGACUUCGAGGUCCACGUGAGCGAUGAAGAACGCUUCCACUUUGAAAGCGAGUGCUGCCAAGGGGACUCCUGCAAGAACGCCAGUGAUGAAACGGAGUGGCUCAUGCUGAAAGGCUGCUCCAACAUCAAUAAGUCCACCUGUCAGCUCCUGUCUUCUGGAAACCAGACGAUUGGAAAAGUCUGGUUCAAAAUGUUUGAGUGUAUAGACAACAGCGCCACCUCAACGCCCAUCCCCACCUCAACGUCCAUCCCCACCUCAACGUCCAUCCUCACUUCAACGUCCAUCUCCACCUCAACGUCCAUCUCCACCUCAACGUCCAUCUCCACCUCAAGGUCCAUCUCCACCUCAACGUCCAUCCCCACUAAGCUCAUCCUGACCACUACCCACAGCACUGCGUGCAAAGUCUCCUUCGCCCACGCAGGCCUUGUCAGCCUCCUCUUGCUGGGGUUGCUGCUCUGA